GGAAAGGCACUCAUUUAAAGUCAAGGACAUUUAGAUGUGUCCAGCCAUAAAUCCAGAUUUGUCCUUUCCGAGCAUCAAAUCAAAUUAUGGGGUGGCGUUGUUGGACCGAUUGACAAAGAGUGUCCUUGGAAUUCCUACUCCCGAAACCGAGUUAAAACCUCAAAAGUUAAAAGAACAUUUUGAGGGUGCGUUGUACGAACUGUUUUUACUCAAGUCAAGGCUGCAAGAAAAAUGUUCUCAGAUGGAGGUAAAAUGUCGAGAGGAUGAGCGUUCAUUUCAUUCUGCUAUCGAAAGGUUAAAAAAGGAUUUAACUGAUCUUAGUAAACAAUUCUGCAAGUUAGAUACUGAAGUUCAUAUGGUAUCUGGAAAGUUGGUUCAUUUAGGCGACCAGUUAGAAAGAAAAAACUUACCGAGAAAACGAAUUGAAGAGGCACGUGAUUUGAUACUUGAAUUUUAUAAAUUCUGGGGUUUUGGCGGAGGAAGUGUCACCAAUGUAGUAAGCGCUCAAUCAGAUGAAGCUCAGCUACUUGAGGCCGCCACUCGGUUCAAAAAUUUGAGUUCGUUGUGCUUGGAGUUACCUGAUGAUGAACGUUUCUUAAAUGCAAAACAAAGAGUUACAGUUGCCUGUCAACACUUGGAUACAGCUUUACUUGAACGAUUUAGAGCAAAUUUUCUUACGGGUAAUGUUGAGACAAUGAAGAGCAUAGCAGAUGUACUUCUUCUUUCCAAAAACUACUCUCAAUGUGCUGAGAUCUUGGUUGAAGAAACAGUAAAGACAAUAGAUCCCAACAAGAUUCAUUUCAAAGAUAUUACAAGGUGCUUGGUUUCGAGUGAAAAGCUCAUUAUGACCUUAUUCUUACGACCAGAUUCAGUCCUGAUGCAACUAAUGCAUAGUCUUUUCACAACAAAAUUAAAAGUGUACUUGAGUAAUCAUAUGAAGGAAGAAUUGAAUGCACAGGCAUUUUUAACCAAUUUGUACAAUGAAUAUCGAAACGUUGAAAAAUUGGUUGUUGAGUUAUCUAAUGAGUUAACCUUAAUUACGGAUCCAAUGCAACUGUCUAAAUUAUUUCGGGAAUUAUUUGCUCCAUAUUUAGUCGAUUAUAUGAAACGAGAAUCUGACUGGUUAACUGAACGCUUAACAGGUCAUCUUGAACAUUAUUAUCAAAGUCAAAGGCAUCAAAAACGUGCGCUAAAUGUUUCUGGCUUGGCCGAACUUCGUCGAGACCUCCAAGCAAAGUUUCAUAUCACUGGUGGUGAUCGAUCACAAAAUGACUACGACAUAUCGUUGUUAUCCGAAGAAGUCGCUGUUAAUAUUAUUGAGGAUAUUCGGCGUGCUGCCAAACGAUGCUUGCUGUUAUCCCAACCUACUGCUAUUCCAGACAAUGGCAAAUUCAUAUUUAAUUGUUUGUAUCACUAUCUAAUCGUUGAACACGUGGAUUAUGGUGUUACUUUAGGUUUGCACGGUUUGAAUAUAGCCGAUCCUCGAAAUAACAAUCCACACCUAGUCUUCUUCUCCAUAAUUCAUGAAGCCACAUCAAUUUUUCACUUUUUCGAGAAAACAAUUGAUGAGUCCAUUUUACCAAUGAUUAUUACAAACCCAUCAUAUGCAAGUGAAAUAUCUGUCAAACGUAACGAAUUGAAACAAGAUUUGGAAGGUAAAUUCUGUACUGGUUUAGAAAAGUGUCUAAAUCUGGCUAUUUCUCGUGUUCAAUAUCUAUUAUCCAGUGAACAGCGAAAAACUGAUUUUCGCCCAGAUAUAAAUGCUAACUCAGGAAUAAUUGCCGGUAAUCCACCAUCGCUUGCAUGUCAACAUGUGGUCGCUUUCGUAACCCACAUCAACCGUGAAACUCAUCAACACCUAGAUGGUCAAAAUUUAAAAACAUUUUUACAUGAAUUUGGAAUGAAACUAAAUCGCACAUUGGUAGAUCAUUUUUACAACUUUACCUUCUCUGACACAGGUGGAUUUGUUGCAAUGCAAGAUGUAACCGCCUACCGAGAAAUCGCAAAGCAUUUUGAAAGUCCAACUGUUAAUGUUGUUUUCGACGUACUGUUUAAGCUGAUGAAUCUCAUGUUGAUUAAACCAGAAAACGUACAACAAGUUGUUCAAGAUUAUUUGCAGUCAGGAAUGCCAAGAGAUCUGUUGAUGAACUUCAUUCAACUCAGAACAGAUUAUAAGUCAGCGAAGCUACAAAAUGUGAUACAAUUCAAAUCAACAAGAUAAUUUUUUGGAUUAUUUAUCAUUAACAAUUCGUGUUCUUCAAGUACUCCAUAAUUUCUUCAUUACUUGCACCAUUUUUAAACAUUUCAGUUAUUUUUUGUGAAUAUCUGUUAUUAAAUAAAACCUCAGCUGUUAGUGGUCCUUCCUCAACUAGCUUUGAUUGCCAUGAAACGUAAGGUUUUAGUUCACACUUGUCUAAGUUAUUAGGUACAAUAAAAUCCAAGUGCAUUUCAGGAAAAAUGAUUUUUUGACCAUAUAUUUCCAUGGAUGUUGUCGGUUCUCUGAAAACUAAAAUUAAAAAGUUAAAAUAUCGUACCUGGGAAUCCAAGGGUAUUUUGCACGAGCUUUGCUUUUUUUUAAGUCUAACAUCCAGUGGUAUCUUGUCUUAUAGGCAACUUUCUGGCGAAACCUUAAAGGUCCCAUUGCUACAUUGAUAGUUCUUAUUGAUUGUGAUUUGUUAGGAGAAAUUAAAGAACUUGGGAUCAACCUUGUACACUGCAUUACCUAGGGAAUUAUGUUAUAAAAUCUGUAAGACGAUUGUAAGCUAAGAUGCUACAUAAUCACCAUUACAUAAUAAAAACACUUUGAAAUCACAUCCGUGAACAUGAAGCUAUUCGUUGAUUAAGUUGUCAUAAUAGAUCACGUUUGACUAGUGUAUAUUUUGUGGCUUAUCACUAGCUAUUCAUGCCCGAAUAAAAUUGAAUCUUUUCGAAACUAUAAUACAGUUUAGUCACACACACGGUCAGUCAAUAACGACGUAGGACUUGUCACAAAUAUGUAUCACUCCAAGAUGCCACAUUUCAUUACAGAGAGAGGAAACUACCAUGAUAAUGAGCAUAUGUGAAUGGCAAUAGAAAACUAGAAGUAAGAAGUUCAUCUCAGAAAUAAUAAACAAUAACCCACGAGAAAAUUCAUGGGAUGGUUUAUCAGAUUUGUAGGAUAUGCAGUAAAUACAACUGUAUCACUACAAUCAGUUUUGAACCAGGACCUCUAACAAAAGAUUGUGCCCAUUGGACGGAUCAUGAUCAAGAAGCUUACUGAUCUGGACUAACAGUCAGUAGCUUCAUAUGCCGAUCUAGUGUUUUGGUCUGCAUGUUUUUGCUUCUCUCAAUGUUACUCAGCAUUCCAAGUCCGGUUAGGAGAUAUUGAGGCUAAGGUUAGGGUGCUGUGCAAAAUUCCAACCCACCCAGGUGUUUGAGGUAUGCAUCACGUGCGCCAAUUUGAAGUGAUUAAAAUUCUUGACAGGUUCUAGUUCGUGACAUACCAGAGAAUGAUUUAUACACUACCUAAAGAUGUAGAAGUACUGUUCGACAAUCUAAAAAAAUCUCUUACAAGCGACGAAGAGGAAUUAAACAGGAUUGGUUUCUGUAACGUAUAAUGCAACGUGUUUCUAUAGAAAGUGUUGUGUGCUGAAAGUCCGAUACCAAUCAGGAAAACAAAGACUUUAUAAAACGAUAACAGUAACUCGAAAACAAUAGACAGUACGUUGAUACAUUGAUUUUUUUUUCUUGGGCUUUAGGGCCGGAAUGCGCUGAUGCCCAUCAUGUUGACUUUAUGAGUAGCUUUACAAAAUACGUGAGUAUCAUCAGAGAUAAAAUUUAAUAUAAAUAUUUUGACUUAAAAAUCACGGGAGUUAUAAUUCCGAAUUUUAAGCAAAACUAAAAGUUUUCUGUAUUAACGAUUACCUAACAAAACAAGUUUAGUACAGACGAUUUGCAAAGACCUAACAUGUAUAGUCUAAAGGAUAUAUAUCAAAUACGACAUUGGUAAUAGCGAACUGCAACUAGUGGCUUUUUUCGAACUGCGAGAACGGUAGCACUUAACGCUGGAUUGAACAAAUUGCGGCACUGUCCGUUGAGAACGACAAGUUAGCAAAUAUUUUAUGUGCUGUGACACCGAGUGUGACGUCAACAAACUUUCUCUUACGAAAAUGGAGUUCUAACUAAAUACAGACAGACAUCUUAUUGUAUGUGACGUAGCUGCUCUUCGAAAACUUUAUUUUAAAUGUCAUUCAGUCGACCAUACUGGUAAAUUAGAAAGAUAAUGCACUUAACCCAAACAAUAAAUCCGAUUCCAAACAGGAUCUACCAGACCGUUAAGAAUCAAGAGUAACUCUGUGGAGAUUUCACACAGUGAGCUCAGGGAAAUCCCAUUAUAAACAGGUUGGAAACCAACAAGUUGUAAAUAAGACUUUCGAAUUGGUC
Messenger RNA from Schistosoma spindalis, 4422 nucleotides. NCBI's taxonomy places the organism in Eukaryota, Metazoa, Platyhelminthes, Trematoda, Strigeidida, Schistosomatidae. The record is from the annotation of a GenBank genome assembly.